AUGCUCGGCGGCCCGCACCUGGCCGCAAGGGCGGGCGAGCGCGCACUGGCUGCUCGAUCCAAGGCGCUGGUGCGCGCCGAUGCGCUUGUGCCCGCCUUCUUGUGCCCCGCGAUCGAGAGCAAGCCGUCGAGGUGCGUGGCACACCCAACUCCAGGCCCGUCGUCGAGCUCUCAGAUUCCGGCUUCAAGCCGAGGCUUGCACGACUUUCCGUUCAAGCAGAGCUCGCUAGCUGCUAGAAGCUUGCCAGUGAAGAAGCCUACUUCAGCUUCCGGCAAUGCCUCUCAGGCUGCGGUCGCCCCUCGCGAAUGGCAGGCCGACCACAUCACAGCUGGCCACGAUGCCGGAACAGGCCGAUCAGAGCCUCGACGCACACCGCAGAGCAAUGCUGUCGGCGACGUUUCCUCAGCACGUACGGACCGCAAAAGUCUGGCGGCACAUACCGACAAAUCACCCGACUGGACUCGCAAAUACCGCAGCAACCGGUGGCGUAGAGAGAUGGACUUCAACCGGUAUAGCCCACCAAUAAGACGACGAAACCUGCCUGAAGACGCACCCGCGCUGUACGAAGACGAGAUCAAAGCAUCCUCGGCCUGGCUUCCCGAGACGCAAUGGAGCUUGGCUCUGCCCGACGACUACCCGCUUCGGCACGAGCUCAUGCUCAUCCUCGACAGCCUCGAUUACAUUUCCAAAAACAUCUCCGACCCGGACUGCGCCAACAUGCUUGCCGAAGCACUGCAACAGGCGCGCGAGCUGAUCUGGUCAAAGUCUGACCUGGCUUUGCAGCGACCGGAGGAUGUCCAUGUGGCGCUGUAUCUCGCAGGCAAACUGGCCGAGACCUACGUGAAGCUCGAUGCGGAUGAUUCGCUGGAUCAGCUCAUCUCGUUUCUCGGAUAUGUGCACAAGCACAUUGGCCCGCUGCCGCUCGCGUGCUUCCAUGCACUUGCCGCACGUGCGGGUAUAAUGCGACGGUACGCGGCCGUGCUCAAGAUCUGCCAGGUGGCCGAGGACCACAACGCCGGCCAGCCCGAUGCCGAAUUGUUGCAUCUUCGUCUGCGCGCACUCAUCGCUAAAUCCACCCCCGCCAGAGUCGCGCGCUACUGGAAGUCAUUCGAGCUCGCUGGCGUCACGGUGCCGCGCAAGACAUUCGACUUGCUGCUGCGCACGCAUGUGCGGCAGCAGAACGUGGCCCAGGUCAACGAGGUGCUCGAGGCCAUGCCCCGCCACGGCUACGAGGUCGAUGCUCGUGCGUGGCUCACCAUCCUGCGCGGCUACCAGACAUUCCGACCCACGCUGGCCGCCAUGCUCAGGAGAGACGCCAAGAUCGUCCAGAGCCCGACGCUGGACGUGGUGAACCGGCUGUUGAUGCUGCUCAGCGAGGAGUUGGACGUCGAUGGCGCACUGCUCGUUCUGCGCUUGUUCCGCAUCCCGUCGGUCGACAAGCUCGAGGCCGACGCCGCAGCUUCCGAGGCCGAUGACGACGUCAUGAUCAUUCACGGACCCACGCCAAAGCCGAGUGCGGAGACGUACACCAUCUUGACGGGCAUGCUCGGACGACUCGGACGCGACGCCGAGGCCCUCGCCUUCUUCCGGCUAGCUUUGGCCGCCGGGUCUGGCCCAGAGAUGGACCCAAAGCGCCACUGGACGCUGCAGAAGGCUUCGGCCCACGUGAUGAAGGCGCUGUUAAAUGCCGGGCAUCCCAGACGCGCCAUGCGCUUCGCCACGGACGUGCUAGGCUUGCCCUACUUCGGCGUGGCUCCCAACAGACAGGCGCCGGCGGUGGAGUUUGAAAUGCCAGAGUCGGAGCUGGUCACGAUCGCUGCUAGUUCGAUGCACUAUCGUGUGCUACUCGAGUGCACGGCGGCGGUGGGCUCUGUCGAUGCUGCACGCAGGGUGCUUGUGCAUCUGCUCAAGCAAGGGCGUCGAGUCGAUCGACAGGUGCUGCAGGGCGUGGCGAGAGUUAUCUUCACGAGCAUUGAUGCCGAUGCGCUCGAGUCAAUCCGCGUGGUGCGCAGUCUGCUCUCGCGCCAGGACAAGGUGCAGAACGAAUCUCGCCAGCAGCGCAAGCAGACACUCUUGACCGCAUUGCAGGAUCUCGGCGUGUCGGACCGCAUCAUUCUGGCAUCCCAGCACUCGACCGAUCUGCCUCGAGAGCAGGCAGGCUCUGCUAGCAAGUCGCAGGCAGCGAAAAGCUCGCGCCGUCCGGAUCUCAGCAAAGGCAGCAAGGCAACAAAGGACGAGUUGCGCGACUGGCUCAUAGCCGACUCGUCGUCGCUGCUGCGCGAUACAGUGUCGACAGCCGAACCCGGCGGACACGCCGAUGCGCUCGAGCGUGACCUCAGCCGGCCGCUUUGUCCCGAGGCGUAUGCGAUGCGUAUCCGGGUGUACGCUGUGGUGCGCCGCGACCACGAUUCUGCCCAAAAGGUGUACCAAGCCAUGCUGAUGCAUGGUGUGAAGCCCAACAUGAUGCACAUUGCACCGCUGGUCGAAGGCCUUACCGCAAGCGGCAAGCUGCAGGAGGCCCAGCAGCUCAAGCAGAACGCGAGAGAGAUCAUUGGGUGCCAGCCCACUCUGCGCAUCCACACUGCCCUCAUUCAAGGAUACGUGCGCGCGGGCGAUUCGCAAGGUGCGCGCAACGAGCUGCAGGAGCUGGUUGCGAAUGGGCAUCAGAUCGAUGACACCAUCGCCAACAUCAUCGAGGCCGCCCAGGCUGCCGAGGGCAAGUUUACGCUCGCCGAGCGGCCGAUGAACGAGCCCAAGACGCACAAUGUGACGACGAGGUUUCACACGCUGAUGCGCAUGCGCCGGUACCUGGCUGCGCAGGAGGUGGUGCAGUCGGCACUGGACACCGGGAUGCGACCCGACAAGGUGCUGCACGAUGCGGUUCGCCGGUCGGUGGGCUAUCUGCAAAAGCAGAUUGACCAGGCCCAGACGCUGGGUGGAGAUAAGGCCGAGGCUUCGCAGGCGGCAGCGAGUGGCAAGGCCGACGGAAGGGCGAUGAAACCGCCACCGCUGGCGUCGGAUGAAGAGAGGCGGGCACACAUCCAUGAACUCACGCGGGCGGCCCGGCUGGCGAGCGACAAUAAGGAACGUAUCACGAGCAACAUGCGAAGGCGCUCCAACGCACUGCGCAAGGCGACCAAGGAUCACCGCAAAAAGGUGAUCCAGCUCAUCCUCGAUUUCGCCGAUGGCAAGCUGCACCAGCAGGCCGGCGUUGCCGGAAAUGCCGCGGCCGAAACACGCCCAUACGACGACUAG
Molecule: messenger RNA, 3255 nt
Organism: Moesziomyces antarcticus
Lineage: Eukaryota; Fungi; Basidiomycota; Ustilaginomycetes; Ustilaginales; Ustilaginaceae
Exons: 1
Coding region: 1-3255 (1084 amino acids)
Molecular function (GO): protein binding
Source: RefSeq, a predicted model, not a curated record